Molecule: messenger RNA, 216 nt
Organism: Penicillium bovifimosum
Lineage: Eukaryota; Fungi; Ascomycota; Eurotiomycetes; Eurotiales; Aspergillaceae
Exons: 2
Coding region: 1-216 (71 amino acids)
Source: RefSeq, a predicted model, not a curated record
AUGCUUACUACUCCUACCAUUGCUGCCGGUAUCCACCCCGAACAAGAGACUCUAAGUUCAAUUCACACCUUGGCCAUGUAUCCGAAGAAUCGGAUUGCAGAGAAGCAGACAGACAAUACUCUGGUGAAGAAGACAGAGGAAAAGGGUGGAAGGGAUGAGAAGGCUCCUCCUGUGGUAAAGACUGCCGUGGUACAUGAAAGGCUAUUAGGAAGAUAA